Messenger RNA from Syngnathoides biaculeatus (alligator pipefish), 1614 nucleotides. RefSeq names its product small integral membrane protein 36 (gene smim36). The coding region runs from base 1066 to 1371 and encodes 101 amino acids. The transcript has a single exon. NCBI's taxonomy places the organism in Eukaryota, Metazoa, Chordata, Actinopteri, Syngnathiformes, Syngnathidae. The record is from RefSeq and is a predicted model, not a curated record.
GUUCAGGAUAUCCCGUUCCCGCUCAGCGACGUUGCUAACGCGAGUACGAAUGGUCGCCCUUGUCUGUAUGCGCCCCGCAAUUGGCCGGUGACCAGUUCAGGGCGUCGUCCGCCUUUCAGCCCAACUCUGGCUAACCAGGUUUAGUCCUGUUAAAAAAUGGAUUAUUUGUUGUUGUUAUGGCCACGUGACGCUUUGCUUUCAAGUCGAACGUCCGUCAGCGUGGAUUUACUUCCUCGUUUCAAUUUGGUUCCAUUUGGACGAGGGCGCUCACCAUCUGCUGGCGAGGACGUGCCCUUAGGUGGCGCUACUUCCUGUCCGUGUUAUUGGACGAGCUUUUGGACUUCCUGCGAGGCGACGACGCGUUCGCUGACUCACAUGGAGUCCAUCUGGACGAGACUCAGGGCGCUCUGAUGAGCACCAGAUGCACGACGACACUGUUGAGGAACUUUUUCUUUUUCCUUCAGACCACCAAUCAGAACUCACACUUUUCCCCUCUUCUAAAAAAAAAAAAAAAAAAAAAAAAAAAAAACAGAGCGCUGGACGCUUCCAUGCUCAAAACUCCUUUUCAGUUGGGAAAGGUAUUUUUCCACCAAGUCAGCAAUUUCUUGACAAAUUUCAAUCAGGUUUCCAAACUCAUGACUCAGUAAUGGUGUCAAUUUUGGUCCCGUCGGCGCCGAGUGCUGCUUUCGAUCCAGGAGGUCAGAAUAUACUGCUGAACAGUCCUUAAGCAACGUCCCUCAAGGGUCUGUUCUUGGACCCCGUUCUCCCGCUGAUUACUCAACAAGGCAAAACGCUACAAAGUCCAAAGUUCUGCCGCCAGCCUCGCCGCAGCGCUCUCCAAAGGUGCUGCCAGCCGAUUAUUUUGAUUCCGGUCCCUCCGAGCGACGUCACGGCGCCAGGCGUGGCCCGGCGCGGCGCGGCUUAAGUUAUUAGAAGCGAGCCGCUUCAACCAUUGGUCAGAUUAAUUCCGCCCGCUCGCAUUUCACCUCUGGCCGACCGGCGUCUCGCAGGGCCCCGGAAGCCCCCCGCCCCGCGGACCCUCGGGUCGCGCUAUGAAGCGUCGGCAUGGGUUUUAUGGAAUUCUACCUGGAGAUUGACCCGGUUACGCUGAACCUGAUCAUCCUGGUGGCCAGCUAUGUCAUCCUGCUACUGGUCUUCCUCAUCUCCUGCAUCCUGUACGACUGCCGGGGGAAGGACCCCACAAAGGAGUACGCCCCCGACAACGUCCCGCCGCCCCCCGGGCAGUCGCCCAUCCGCCUGGUGGUCAUGCAGAACUCGCCCGCCUCCGCCCGCUACGAGCCCGACCGCGCGGCCGAGCCGCAGACGCCCGACCUGAGCCGAGAUCGCGAGAAGAGGAGCACGCUGGUGUGAGGGGACCCGAAACCCGGGGCGGCCCAGGGACCCUCCCGUCGUUCGCCGCCGUCCCGCUUGGCGGGCGUCGAAACGGGUGAGGUGACGUCGCCCUUGAAAUCGGGAGUUAGACUGGCAAAAUGCCAUCUACUACUAAAGCACUAUCAAACUUUUCGGGUCCAAAAUCUUCCAUUUUUGUUACAGCCAGUUAAAAUACUAAAGGAAAAAAUUAUUUCAACAAGUGAAUUAAAAAAUAAAUUCAAC